This is a messenger RNA of Grammomys surdaster, 1818 nucleotides long. RefSeq names its product intestine specific homeobox (gene Isx). The record is from RefSeq and is a predicted model, not a curated record. Gene Ontology annotation, biological process: regulation of transcription by RNA polymerase II. The transcript has 4 exons. NCBI's taxonomy places the organism in Eukaryota, Metazoa, Chordata, Mammalia, Rodentia, Muridae. Gene Ontology annotation, molecular function: RNA polymerase II transcription regulatory region sequence-specific DNA binding; DNA-binding transcription factor activity, RNA polymerase II-specific. Bases 488 to 1210 code for a protein of 240 amino acids.
AGUGACUGCCUGAAAAAGGAAAGGGAUACAAGUCAGAGAAAGGACAAAGGUGGACGCUGCCUCCAAAUCUCUAAGUAGUGACCUCAUCCUACCACUCUACCUGUUUGCUCUUUUUUUUCUGGGACCAUUGAGCAGUGAGCUUCAGGAUCCUUGCCUAGGCUAGGGACUGUGAAAGCCUCCACCUCCAAGAAGACCCUGUCUGGAAAAUUGAGCCUCCAUUUGGUGACAGCUAUAGACCUGUGGAUAUAGGACAAACACCUACCAGCGCUUCUGCUGGAAGCCACCUCCUAGUCUUGGAGGUGUUCGAGAUCCAUGGAAGUCCCUGUGUCCAAGGAAUUGUGCCUGAACAACCCAGCAUCAGGAUCCUCAAUCACCACCUCUUUGUUCCUUCUGGAUCCCCAGAAGCUCUGGGAAGAAAAUAUACCACCCUCUGCUGGCAUUGCCCCGGGCACACACAAAGUGUUCCUCCUAGCAGCAGGGUCAGGCCAUGGCCGGCCCUACAAUCAACAGGGACAUGGAGAAGAGUCCAGGAUACUGUGAGGUCCCAGAGAAGCUGAGCUUAUCCUUUUCCAUUGAGGCGAUCCUGAAGAGACCCACAGAAAGAAGAAAUUUGCCCAGACCACAAUGCAUUGAUGGAGAGGACUCUGGGCAGACAACUACCCCAGGUUCCAAGCUGAAGAGGUCCCCACAGGAUCAGCCUCAAGAAGAAAGAAAGAACAAGCGGAGAGUUCGCACUACCUUCACCACAGAGCAGCUACAGGAGCUGGAGAAGCUCUUCCACUUUACCCACUACCCUGACAUUCAUGUCCGCUCCCAGCUGGCUUCCAGGAUUAACCUUCCUGAAGCUCGAGUACAGAUCUGGUUCCAGAAUCAGAGAGCCAAGUGGAGAAAGCAAGAGAAGAGUGGGAACCUCAGCGCCCCACAGCAGUCUGGUGAGGCCAGCUUGGCCCUGUCCUCAAACAUGGACAUGUCUGGUCCUGUGCUGACACCUACUGCUCUGCCCACAUCAGUGCCUCCCACAGAAUGCUACCCACUCUCUCAGACUCAGCUCACUUCAAGCUGGUUCCCUGCCCAGAUUCCCCUUGUCCCAUGGCACCUAUGGGACCUACAGCCCCUUCCUGGCCCUCUCACCCAGCAGCCUUGUGUCCCUACCUUCAUCCUCCCACCCCCAAACCCCAGGUGGAGCAGCAUCUGUGCAACUUCAACAUAGGCACUGGUUUCUCUCUUCCCAAGCAAGCCAUUCUCCUCUCUCAGUGAUGGCAGGCAGCCCUGGACCUCAGAGGAAAUCACUUCACAAUCCAUCAAUGGCCCACAGCCCAGGAAGCUACCCAGAGCUUGCCAUUAAAGACUUUACUGGCCAUGGAUGACAGCAAAGAACCACACGCAUCUCACCAGCCAGUCAUUCUAGUGCAGAGGCUUGGCUGGCUAAGAGCUGGGGAUGAAGUCCAGAAUAAGCUGCUCUCCCCUUACCCCUCUGGACCUUACCUGUAACCAAGCAGCCAUUUCUGUGGACCCCUUCCUCCCUUACUUAGGAGAGCCUUGGGAAACACAAGGCAUGGGUAAGGGCUGCACAUCCAUGCACCCAUCCGUGUACUUGUUCACGAUGUCCGUACUGAACACUUGGCAUUGUGCACUUGAAAAAUAGAUGUUGAGCUGCUCAGGUCAGAUUCUGCCCAGGUUAGCUGAAAGGUGAUCCUGGCCUCUGUCUGCAAAUGGAUGUUGGUGACAUCUCACUCAGCUAGUGUCUAGUACACUCAUGACUUUGAUAUAAAAAAUCUCAGACGGGGAGAAAAAUAGAAGAAAUGUUUUUAAUUUAAA